Molecule: messenger RNA, 887 nt
Organism: Capsicum annuum
Lineage: Eukaryota; Viridiplantae; Streptophyta; Magnoliopsida; Solanales; Solanaceae
Exons: 2
Coding region: 119-637 (172 amino acids)
Source: RefSeq, a predicted model, not a curated record
CAAACCCCUACAUUUCUUACGUAAUAUAACUAUCCAUCCAAACACAAAAAUAAACAUCCCUAUUAUUCCAGAACAUUAACCAAAAACAAUCCUAGUACAAAAUACUAAUACCUAGUUUAUGAUAUAUAUAUUCAUGAGAUCUUCACUGUCUUCAAAAAACCGCCGUGCUGGUAUCACCAUGCACGGUAGUAGAGCGCCACCUAGACUCGUGGUCGCGCAUAUUAAUCCAGCCGUUAUAGAUAUUUCGACUGAAAAUGCUGCGACCGCGAGCGGCGGCGCUCAUGAGAAAGAGCAUAAGUUAACUAAGCUAUUGCUGAAUGUGAACAUUCAGAAUAGUUUGGGACCUGUGCAUUUGGUGAUGUCGCCGGAGAACACCGUCGGAGAGUUGAUAAAGGCGGCGAUUGAGAUAUACGUGAAGGAGAAACGAAGGCCAUUGUUGAGUAGUAGUGAUCCAUUGUGUUAUCAACUUCAUUAUUCUCAAUUUAGUUUGGAAAGUUUGAAAAGAGAGGAGAAAUUGGUGAAUUUGGGAUGUCGAAGUUUCUUUGUAUGUCCAAAAGCAAGCACUUCGUCAUCAUGUGCAAAGGCAACACCAACCUCUUCACUUCCAUUAACAAAGCUCAUGGAUUUUUUUCUAUAGUUUUCUUUUCUUUCAUAUUCAAAACUAGUUAAUUUUGGUUUUGUUUUUAAUCUUCUUUUUUCCAUUUGAGUCCGCCCAUUCAAUAGUUCAGGCAUAGCGAGAGCUCUGUGCACCAUGCCUAUUUUUUUUUGUUUUUCCAGUCGAGUGUGUCACCUUUUUUAUUAUUGUCGAAAUCAAUGUGUGCUAAAAUAAUGAUCCUUGGGCUGUUCUGCUAUGAUACAUUGGCUCAAAUUCAAUAACUUAUUGGUCA